UCGUCAGAUCAUGCGCGCGCUUCUGUGCUGCAGCGCUGUAUACUGCAACAUGUCGUCAAGGUUACCGAAUAAAGCUUACCGCCUGUGUCUGUGUCUCCUGAAGAGCAGGGGGAAAUGUCCUCAGCGUGUGUCCUUCUCUGUAGUGAAGACGGAAGAAAUAAAGGCGAGAAGUGGAUUUUAUAGCACUAACUCUUCAAGGCCAGUGUUUGAUUCAGCUGCCUUGUGGGCCACCAGAGCUUGGCAUCAGAACAUUCAAAGGAGAGGGCUUCACUUGACCGAUCCCCUCGCAGAAGAAAACAGGGAGCUUCCAGAAACCAUCUAUGAGAAGCUGGCUGAUGAGACUCUGGACGCACUAGCAGAAUAUUUUGAGGAUCUCACUGACGAGAGCUUCACAGGGCCUGACUAUGACGUGGUGUUUUCUAGUGGUGUCUUGACUGUGAAAGUAGGAGGUGACCAUGGCACUUACGUCAUCAACAAACAAACACCCAACAGACAGAUUUGGCUCUCCUCUCCUACAAGUGGACCGAAACGUUACGAUUGGACCGGAGAGCGUUGGGUGUACACACAUGAUGGUAUGGCCUUACACGAUCUUCUCUCUAAAGAGUUUUCCGCCAUCUUUCGAUCAAACAUGGACCUGUCACAUCUCCAACACUCCUAAAAAAAGAAAUGCAGUAUGAAGAACCUUUGAAAUGUGACCCAACUUUAGGAACUGAAUUGAUAAUGUCGGACAGACAGAUGUAAUGCUGGACAUUACUUGUCCUUGGGAUCAGAAAUAUUUUGUUGACUGUCUUCAAAAGAAAGAGCACUCCUUCUUAUUAUAUUUUGUUUGACUUAGAGCUUAUGGGAAUACAAAUCAGUGCAUUUACUAUACCUGUUUUUAUUAAACUACUGUGGCCAAAUUACAAUUCAUAUCAUGUGGAUUUAGUCUGAACGUGUUCAUUCAGUAAUAGUUCUAUUUUAGUCAUCAAACCCUUCACGUGCCGCUCUCCACUCAACACUCGUUCAUCACAGGGUCGAGAGUGCUCUCUCAAUCCCUGCCAGUGAUUCCGCUUGGGUUACAUUCGGCUUUAAAAGGUUAUUUAGAACGCUGCACCAGCAACAAAGGAGACAAAAGGGCACUCUUUGUCAUUUGGGGCUUUUAAGUCACUGGCAGUAAUUUAGAGAUCUGAAGAUAGUUAGACGUCAGCCAGGGGAGUGGGCACUGGAGACAGGAAGAGGGAGGGGAUUAUAAAAAUAAAAAAAAAAGUUUUCAGAUUGAGUAUAGACUCUCUUGAAUCUGCAUUAGACUCUGUAGGCAUUUAUUUGGUUCAUGUUUGAAGUGUGGGAUAUUUAGUCAUCAUUGUGGUACGUACUGUACUUAAGUAAGGUAAUGAAGCUGUAAUUAAUUGAUCAGUAAUAAUAAGCAAUAAAUUUCAGGGUGUGUGCUAGUCAAUAGUUACCCAUGUUACACUUGAAGCUGAGCCAUCAUCAUUUUUUAUUUUUUAUUUUUAUGUUAGGUUUAUUUGUUUACACUGUAUGUUGCUGAGAAAUAUCUGCUCAUGAUGAAUAAAAUAUAGGAUUAUUAAUUCCUGUAAAGCGUU
Molecule: messenger RNA, 1580 nt
Organism: Clarias gariepinus (North African catfish)
Lineage: Eukaryota; Metazoa; Chordata; Actinopteri; Siluriformes; Clariidae
Gene: fxn
Product: frataxin
Exons: 6
Coding region: 11-658 (215 amino acids)
Biological process (GO): intracellular iron ion homeostasis; iron incorporation into metallo-sulfur cluster
Cellular component (GO): mitochondrion
Molecular function (GO): ferrous iron binding; ferroxidase activity; iron chaperone activity
Source: RefSeq, a predicted model, not a curated record